UAAAAACUUAGUAAAAUGUCUUUGAUAACGCGUGUACUGCAGGGUAAUCUGACGCGCAAAAAUGCACUGCAGACGUUGACUCGGUGCGGCUACAGCUCGCAUGCCAAGUUUGCGGAGCACCGGCCCAUCGAAAAGAUCCGCAAUAUAGGAAUCUCGGCACACAUAGACAGCGGGAAGACGACGUUGACGGAGCGAAUCCUCUUCUACACCGGGCGCAUUGCGGAGAUGCACGAGGUGCGAGGCAAGGACAAUGUGGGCGCCACCAUGGACAGCAUGGAGCUGGAGCGACAGCGUGGGAUCACCAUCCAGUCGGCGGCCACCUACACCAUGUGGAAGGACACGAAUGUAAAUAUCAUCGACACGCCCGGGCAUGUGGACUUUACGGUGGAGGUGGAGCGUGCACUGCGUGUGCUUGAUGGCGCUGUCCUCGUCCUCUGCGCCGUGGGGGGAGUUCAGAGUCAGACGCUGACAGUCAACAGACAAAUGAAGCGCUACAAUGUUCCUUGUUUGGCAUUCAUCAAUAAGCUGGAUCGCUUGGGAUCGAAUCCCUAUCGCGUGCUCUCUCAAAUGCGCUCCAAAAUGAACCACAAUGCUGCCUUUAUCCAACUCCCAAUUGGUGUAGAGAGCAACUGCAAGGGCCUGGUGGAUUUGGUAAGAGAGCAAGCCAUCUACUUUGAAGGAGAAAACGGAAUGGACGUUAGGCUGGACGAGAUCCCGCAGGAUAUGCGUGUGGAGAGCCAGGAGAGGCGACAGGAGCUCAUUGAGCAUCUGUCCAAUGCGGAUGAGACUUUUGGUGAAUUCUUCCUCGAGGAGAAACCCUUUUCGGAGGCCGAUCUCAGGGCUGCCCUAAGGAGGACCUGCAUCAAUCGAACAUUUACGCCCGUUCUGGUAGGAACGGCUUUGAAAAACAAGGGCGUUCAACCUCUGCUCGAUGCUGUCAUCGAUUACCUGCCCAAUCCCGGAGAAGUGGAGAAUCUGGGCUUCAUCGAACGGGAGGGCAAGGAUCCCGAGAAGAUUGUCCUCAAUCCAGCACGCGAUGGCAAGGAUCCAUUUGUGGGUCUGGCCUUCAAGCUGGAGGCUGGACGCUUCGGUCAGUUGACGUACCUUCGCUGCUACCAGGGCGUUCUCCGCAAGGGCGACAAUAUCUUUAAUGCCCGCACGAAUAAGAAGGUGAGGAUUGCCCGCCUCGUGCGUCUGCACUCCAGCCAAAUGGAAGAUGUCAAUGAGGUCUACGCUGGGGAUAUUUUUGCCCUGUUUGGAGUGGACUGCGCCUCCGGUGAUACCUUCACUACGAAUCCCAAGAACAACCUUGCCAUGGAGUCGAUCUUUGUGCCGGAGCCCGUCGUUUCAAUGGCCAUCAAGCCAAACAACACCAAGGAUCGGGAUAACUUCUCCAAGGCCAUUGCCAGAUUCACCAAAGAGGAUCCCACCUUCCACUUUUUCUUCGACAAUGAUGUAAAGGAAACGCUUGUAUCGGGAAUGGGGGAACUUCACCUGGAGAUCUAUGCCCAGCGAAUGGAGCGGGAAUACGGCUGUCCCGUGACGCUUGGCAAGCCAAAGGUGGCCUUCCGCGAGACCCUCGUCGGCCCCUGCGAAUUCGAUUACCUGCACAAGAAGCAAUCUGGAGGAUCGGGUCAGUAUGCUCGCAUCAUUGGCGUGAUGGAGCCCCUGCCGCCAAAUCAGAACACGCUCCUGGAGUUCGUGGACGAGACGGUGGGCACCAAUGUGCCCAAGCAGUUUGUCCCUGGCGUGGAGAAGGGCUACCGGGAGAUGGCCGAACGAGGCAUGCUCUCCGGACACAGAUUGUCGGGCAUUAAGUUCCGCCUGCAGGACGGUGGCCAUCACAUUGUGGAUUCCAGUGAGCUGGCUUUCAUGCUGGCCGCCCACGGAGCCAUCAAGGAGGUCUUCCAGAAUGGCAACUGGCAGAUCCUCGAACCCAUUAUGAUGGUCGAGGUGACGGCACCCGAGGAAUUUCAGGGCGCCGUCAUGGGUCAUCUGAGCAAGCGUCAUGGCAUCAUCACAGGAACCGAGGGAACGGAAGGAUGGUUCACGGUCUACGCAGAGGUGCCUCUGAACGACAUGUUCGGCUACGCGGGAGAAUUGAGAUCUAGCACCCAAGGAAAAGGAGAGUUCACGAUGGAGUACUCCCGAUACUCUCCCUGCCUGCCUGAUGUCCAGGACCAGAUUGUGCGGCAAUAUCAGGAAACCCAAGGAGCUUCCCAACCUGACAAAAAGAAAAAGAAGAACUAACUCAGAGCUUAGCACUAGUAAAGUCAUAUUUUUAAGCAGCAAACACUACCAUCUCCCCCAAAUCGUCGUGUCAUUAAGCCAGCUCUAUCCUUAGUUAAAUUUCGAUUCAGUUUUUACUGUGAUAAUCACUCCAUGUACAGUCCUUUUUGUAUAUUAAAGUUGACUACAAAAUACAAACAAA
Molecule: messenger RNA, 2431 nt
Organism: Drosophila persimilis
Lineage: Eukaryota; Metazoa; Arthropoda; Insecta; Diptera; Drosophilidae
Gene: mEFG1
Product: elongation factor G, mitochondrial
Exons: 3
Coding region: 16-2250 (744 amino acids)
Biological process (GO): mitochondrial translational elongation
Cellular component (GO): mitochondrion
Molecular function (GO): translation elongation factor activity; GTPase activity; GTP binding
Source: RefSeq, a predicted model, not a curated record